Molecule: messenger RNA, 2420 nt
Organism: Ruditapes philippinarum (Manila clam)
Lineage: Eukaryota; Metazoa; Mollusca; Bivalvia; Venerida; Veneridae
Product: N-acetylglucosamine-1-phosphotransferase subunits alpha/beta-like
Exons: 9
Coding region: 44-1456 (470 amino acids)
Biological process (GO): carbohydrate phosphorylation; N-glycan processing to lysosome
Cellular component (GO): Golgi apparatus
Molecular function (GO): UDP-N-acetylglucosamine-lysosomal-enzyme N-acetylglucosaminephosphotransferase activity
Source: RefSeq, a predicted model, not a curated record
UACAACGAUUUCAUUCAGUGCAAGUGAAACUUUUCCUAUAGGUAUGUUAGUAUUGAAAUGCUGUCAAUCGCGCGUUUUGGUCCGCAGAAUGAUUACAGCACAGUUAUGUUGGAAGAAAAUGCAUCAUGUUUUGUUUUGUGCUCUUGUAUUGUUAGUUUGUUUGACGGUUUUCAGUGAAAGAAGAACUAAAUUCGCCGAAAAAGACGGUGACGGAGAGGACGUAAAAUAUGUAGCGGAAAAUCCAUACAUAGGUGAAAGAAAUGAACAAAUCGACACCGUACGGUAUCCUAAAUUAAACGAUAUAGAAGAUGAAAAAGGAGAACAAGAAGAUGUGGACGUUGUUUAUACGUGGGUGAAUGGAUCAGAUCCUGCCUUCAUUAAAGAUUUUCAAAUGAUGAUGAAAAUGCAAAAUAAAGCCAAACCGGAAGUGUUGGCGUUAAAUCGGUACAAUGACUGGGGAACGCUGAAAUAUUCAAUGAGAUCAGUGGAAAAGAACGCACCAUGGAUUCGUCAUAUAUAUUUGUUAACGAAUGGACAAGUUCCUGAUUGGUUGGAUCUUAAUAGCCCUCGAAUAAGCAUAGUGACACAUGCGGACAUUUUUACAAACAAAUCUGAUCUCCCAGCGUUCACAUCUCCUGCAAUAGAAAGCCAUAUACACAGAAUACAAGGACUGUCAAACAGAUUCUUGUACAUGAAUGAUGAUAUCAUACUGCCCACAAAAGUUUACAUGUCCGAUUUUUAUACGGAAAGAGACGGAUAUAAGCUGAGAUUUAUCGAGGAAAGGCUUGAACAUUGUAACAAAGUCUGUGCAUCAAACAGUGUGAAUAACGGGAUUUGUGAGGCUAACUGUACCAGCCCUAGCUGUGAAUUUGACGGCGAUGAUUGUAAAGGUAUUGCAAAUAUCCCUCUUUAUAUGGGGUCCGACAAGGAGUUUAUGUACGACAGUUGGGGUGGUUCGUUACGGCACACCCACUUCUUGCUGAACAAGAUGUUUGGUCCUAAAGACAGAUACAUACCAGAACACGCAGCUCACAUGUUUGAUAAAGACGUCCUCUCAAAGCUUGUAGAAAGCUUCCCAGACGAAUGGAAUAGAACGUCAUCAACAAAAAUCCGCCAUCAUUUGACCAUUCAACCAGAGUUUGCGUAUUAUAAUUAUUUGAAAGAACUGGAAGAAUUGAGGACUAAUAAUGUCAGGACGACAACCAUAUGGACACAUAAGAACGCAGAAAAGAUUGAUUUUUCAAUGGACAAUAGAGGCGUCAUCGGUCGAAAGCUACAGUUUAAAUGGUGUAAACGAGAGAUAUUAUUGAAGCGACCAAAAUUUCUCGUAUUUUCAGACCAUUUUACACGUCCUGUGUAUAGUAAUGAAAAGGAAGAAAUACAAGAGGCACUUACCAAAUUCCUACGCUCAUUAUUUCCAGUUCCUUCACAAUUUGAAAAGAAGCAAACACUUUAAGGAUGAACGACUGGAAACAGCGCAUUGAACAACAUCUAGAGGAUCGGCAUUAUUCCAGCGAUUUUCUUUAGCAGUUUUCAUUACCAACCGAUUACACGCUAUGCAGCUGACGUUAGUGGGACACAUGUUACCAACUACACAUGAAUGCAUAUUUUCUACACAGAUUUCCAUUCAAUUAAAUAUGUUUGUACACAUUUUGUCGAUGUUGUAACCUACGUUUUCUAUAUGUUUUGAAAGCGCUAGCAGAGUGUUGCAAAGAUAUAGUUUGCUUGAUUAUUUUUAGACGAAAAAUUGUCCAAAAAAAUAAAAAUAUAUAUAUAUAAAAAAAAAAAAAAACGCACAACAACAGCAGGUUGUCCGUGGGAAUGUCCGUAGCAUGUUUGUGUGAUUUGCUUUUUAGAUGGGGUUUUGUACUUUUCUUUAUUUUUUUUUUUGUUGAUGUUGUUCUUUUUUUUUACUUUUUUAUUAUUAUUUUUUUAUAUCUUUUUUUAUUUUUAUUCUUUUUUUUUUUAUUUUAUUUUUAUUCUUUUGUUAACUUUAAAAGAACUUGUAUUUGUUAUGUUUUAUUACUGUAUGCAAGAUUCAAUUUAUCACGUAAUACCAUAAGCCUAAAUGAAUUAAAAUCAAAACAGCAAAUGACGUAAUCCUGAGGUACUUAUAAUUAAUGCUAUAAGAAUCUUAAAUCAAGCCAAUCAUUUGGCGGGAAAUAUUUAGUACAACGAAUUAGUGAUGAUGACAAAUUGUCGCACAAACCAAUGAUCUUAACCACCUGUACGUAAAUCUGUCUGUUUGUGCGUGCGCGCGUACGUAAGUGUGUGUGCUUGCGAGCGUGCGUGCGUGCGUGUGUGUGUGAAAUUUGAUACUUGGCUGUUACACUUUUUGAUAAAAUUCAUCAAGCAUGCAUAUUGUUAUUUGUUGAAUAAAUACUCAACAUUCGAAUAUGUGCAACAUGCUGUUUUUAUUC